UUAAAAAAGAGGAAAUGGCUAUUCUACCAUUAUUCCAACAAUCAUGGCAAGAGUUAUACAAAAUAACCUUUAUUCCCCUCCUCCCUCUUCUUUUCCUUUUUUCUUUUCUUUAUGUUUUCAAAUGCAUUAAAAGUAGUGGAAAACCCAAUUUACCUCCAUCCCCACCAAAGCUACCAAUCAUUGGCAACCUUCAUCAGCUUGGCUCACUCCCACACCGUUCUCUUCAUGCUCUCUCUAAGAAGUAUGGUCCUCUAAUGUUCUUAUACUUUGGCCAUGCACCAAGCCUUGUGGUAUCAUCUGCAGAUAUGGCAAGAGAAAUGAUGACAACACAUGACAUAGUUUUCUCACACAGGCCAAAAACCAUAGCUACCAAUUUCUUACUCUAUGGAUGCAUAGACCUAGCAUUCUCACCCUAUGGUGAAUAUUGGAGGAAAGUACGGAAAGUUUGUGUCCAUGAACUUUUGAGCCUCAAAAGAGUGCAAUCUCUCCACUAUGUAAGGGAAGAAGAAGUUGCUAUAUUGAUCAAUAAGGUACGUGACUCGUGCCUCAAAGGGAUUUCUAUUAAUCUAAGUGAGUUACUAAUUGAGACCGCUAACAACAUCGUUACUAGAGCUAUUUUUGGCAAAAAGUUUGAAGAACAGGAUGGUAUGGGCAAGCCUUCAGAACUACCAAGAAAGGUGAUGGUGCUAAUUGCGUCAGUUUUUUGGGGGGAUUUUUUCCCUUCUUUGGGUUGGAUUGAUAUUCUCACGGGACUUUUACCAAGUCUAAAAUCCACCGGUAGAGAAAUAGAUGCUUAUCUGGAUGAGGUGCUUGAAGAACACUACAAGACAGAGAAAUGUGAUGAUGAACAUCCUAAUAAAAAAGAUUUUGUGGAUAUUUUCCUCCAACUACAAAAGGAUGGCAUGCUUGGCUUUGAACUUCGUCAUGAGAACCUUAAAGCAAUCCUACUGAACAUGUUUAUAGGAGGCGGUGAUUCAACUUCAACAACUUUGGAAUGGGUAAUGGCAGAGCUCAUUAAAAAUCCAAGUAUUAUGAAAAGAGCACAGGAAGAGAUAAGAAGAGUUGUGGGCAAUAAGUCGAAGAUAGAUGUGGUUGACAUUAGUCAAAUGGAUUACAUGAAAUGUAUUAUCAAAGAAAGUCUAAGACUACAUACACCUCUUCCUCUUUCUGCACCUCGAGAGACAUCAGAAAGUGUAAAAUUUGGAGGUUAUGAUAUUCCGGCAAAAACAAGAGUAUUUGUCAAUGUAUGGGCAAUCCAAAGGGACCCUAAACUCUGGGAUAGGCCAGAAGAAUUCAUCCCAGAUAGAUUCAAAGACAACCCAAAUGACUUGAAAGGUCAAAACUUUGAAUUCAUUCCAUUUGGAGGUGGGAGAAAAGGGUGCCCAGGAUCGACAUUUGCUGUUGCUGCAGUGGAAUAUUUGCUUGCCAACCUUUUAUUCUGGUUUGAUUGGAGGUUGCCUACCACUAAUGCACAGGGAGAAGACUUGGACAUGACUGAAGUUAAUGCACUCACAGCGUUUAGGAAAAAUCCUCUCCAUCUUGUACCAAUACUGCACUCUUCUUAAUCUAUCCAAUUUAAUAGGAUUGUGCAGUUGUACUUGCAUUUUAUGUAAUUUUUCUUUGGACAAAACUUAGGUACAGUCGUUUAAGUGCUAUUCCUUAGAUUUCCCCUUCAAGAUUUAGCCAUAUGGCUACUUAACUAAAAAAAACACUUCCUUCACAUGAGAAAAAAUUCACAUGGCAGAAUCUUAAAAGGAAAACCUAAAGAACAGCACUUGAAUAUUGUACUUAAGUCUUACUCUUUUUCUUCAUUGUCUUUUUUUGCUCAAAGGGACUUCAAUUGUAAUAAUAAUUUUAGCUGUGGAAGUAUAUUUUAAUAAUAAAAAAUAUAGGGUAAAUUACGUAUUUGAUCCCUAACUUUAAAUCGUA
Messenger RNA from Quercus robur (English oak), 1929 nucleotides. Its product is annotated as cytochrome P450 71A1-like. The record is from RefSeq and is a predicted model, not a curated record. NCBI's taxonomy places the organism in Eukaryota, Viridiplantae, Streptophyta, Magnoliopsida, Fagales, Fagaceae. Gene Ontology annotation, molecular function: monooxygenase activity; iron ion binding; heme binding. Bases 15 to 1565 code for a protein of 516 amino acids. The transcript has 2 exons.